This is a messenger RNA of Prorocentrum cordatum, 708 nucleotides long. The record is from the annotation of a GenBank genome assembly. Lineage: Eukaryota; Dinophyceae; Prorocentrales; Prorocentraceae.
AUGUCCGCGGGGUCGUGGACGGCCGAGGCGGCCGCCUCGCGCCGCGGCGCUGGCUCGCCAGAGGCUGGCCCCGCAUGCUUCGGUGACAGACCUGAGGCGCGGCAGCUGAGCUUCCUGGAUGCGGCGGCUCUCGCCGACACCGCGGCCAAGCGCUACCUGCCUCCAGCGCAGCGGCUAGUUGUCUGGUGCCGCUGGAUGAGCCUGGAGUGGUCGACGGCCCAGGAGCUCGACGUUAUCUUGAAGGCCUUCCUGGCAUACCUGGCCUUAGACGGCUUCGUCGCGGCCGCGGGGCGGGUCGCGGCGGCUGCGGUGCGGCACCUACUACUACCUGCUCUGGAGUCCUCGUGCGGCUCGCCGCUGAGGGCGUGCAAAGCUCUGGACGGCUGGAAGAAGUUGAAGCCGGCCCGUAUGUGCCUGCCGAUCCCUCGUCCCGCGGCGAUGGUGAUCGUGGGCGUCAUGAUCUCGCUCAGCCAGCUCCCUUUCCCAUUGUUCGUGAUCCUUUCUUUCGCGGGUACCUGUGCCCCUCGGAGGCCUUUCGCUUGUGAGGCGUCUCUUUCGUGGUUCCCGACCCGCUGGCGGGGAAGCUGCGCGGCCAGCGGGGCCUGGUGCCCAAACCAUGCGAGGACUGGCGUCCAGGGAAGAUGGGCAUCACCGAUGAGAGCGUGGCAUUGGACCAGGCUGCGCGGUCGUCGCUGUGGGUGGCGCUGA